Serendipita indica DSM 11827 is the source of this 1545-nucleotide messenger RNA. Lineage: Eukaryota; Fungi; Basidiomycota; Agaricomycetes; Sebacinales; Serendipitaceae. The record is from the annotation of a GenBank genome assembly.
AUGCAAGCGGUCCAGACACUGUUGUCAAACGCGAGUCCAGUUCAGCUCGGAGCUGCUGCAACCGCACUCAUCUGCGUUGUACUCGUCUACGCAUGGUCGACAAAGAUACAUCCGUCUUCGUGUUGUUAUCCAAAAGGGCCACCAAGACUCCCUCUUCUCGGUAACUCUCACAACUUUCCGACCGAAAACUGGGGAGUUAUCUUCAACGAGUGGCACAAGCUCUAUGGUGAUAUAGUCUAUGUUCAGCUUCCCGGAAUGCCCUUCUAUAUCAUCAAUUCACUGGAAAUUGCGCAAGAGCUCUUUAACAAACGCGCAAAGCUCAAUUCAGAGAGAAGGAUAGGGUAUAUGAUCAUGAAUCUCAUGGGUUGGAGCUGGUUACCUGCGUUUAUGAGUCCCGAUGCACUACACGGCAGAAUCAGAACCCUGUUUAGACGUGGCAUAGGGCCAACAAAGAUGCCGUCAAAGGAUCCCCUCAUCGAGAGAAAGGCUCAGGAUUUUGUGCUCGACCUACAAGGCGUAAGAGGAAAUCCGAAGAGCACGGUAUUAAACACCGUCGGAAUGAUCAUUAUCGAAUUGGCGUAUGGCCGAGGCAUCGUGAAGGAGCAUGGAGACGAGAUGAUUGCACUCAACUUAGAGGCAAUGAAUCUGUUGGAAAAGGCCAUUUUGACCGUGUGGACCGUUGAUCUAAUCCCGCUACUGCGCUUCUGGCCAAGCUGGAUGCCUGGAGGAGAAUUCAAACGAUCUGGUGCAUACUGCAAGCAACUUGUAGAUCGAAUCCGGCAAUGGCCAUUCCAAAUGGCUAUCGAGCGCCAUAAAGCUGGGACGCUUGAUCACUGUUUCGCGGAUGACUUGAUGAACGAAUUUGGCACCUCCUUCGAAGUUCGAGACACGCUAGCCAAUAUCUACUUUGCCGGUGUCGAUACAACAUCCACUCUAAUCAUCCGGUUCUUGCACACCAUGUUCAUUUACCCAGAGGUCACAAAGAAGAUGCAAUCUGAGAUUGACUCUGUAGUUGGUCGUGACCGAUCGCCGACAGUAAAGGACCGAAAUGACCUUCCAUACUCCAAUGCCGUCUGGAAGGAAGCUAUUCGGUACAAGUGUUCCAUGCCUCUGGGCAUUCCUCAUUCAAGUAACGAAGAUCAGCUAAUCAACGGGUACUUUAUCCCAAAAGGCUCAAUCAUCAACCCAAAUUUCGGAUCGAUGCUCAGCGACCCAAAUAUAUGGGGUGACCCUGACGUCUUCCGACCCGAACGUUUCCUCUCAUCCGACGCAAGCGCAUUGCCUGAUCCAACCACACUUAUCUUUGGGUUCGGACCAAGGAUCUGUCCAGGAAUGUACUUUGCUGACCGUACAGGAUUCCAUCUCGUGAUCGCGGCAAUGGCAUUAUUCGACAUCAAUCCGCUACCUGGAGAGUCGGUGCCUCAUCCCACAAAAGUUCAGUACCUCAAGAGAGGCAUGCGACUUCCCGUCAAGUUUGAUUGCGUAUUCACGCCGAGGGAUGAUAAAGCCAGACAGGUCUUAUCUUCUCUUGCGUUGAGUCGUUGA